Messenger RNA from Schizosaccharomyces osmophilus, 2175 nucleotides. It is a transcript of the gene erg7, whose product is annotated as lanosterol synthase Erg7. Gene Ontology annotation, cellular component: lipid droplet. NCBI's taxonomy places the organism in Eukaryota, Fungi, Ascomycota, Schizosaccharomycetes, Schizosaccharomycetales, Schizosaccharomycetaceae. Gene Ontology annotation, molecular function: lanosterol synthase activity. The transcript is spliced from 3 exons. Bases 1 to 2175 code for a protein of 724 amino acids. The record is from RefSeq and is a predicted model, not a curated record. Gene Ontology annotation, biological process: ergosterol biosynthetic process; triterpenoid biosynthetic process.
AUGGAACCCUGUCGUACUCGACCCGAAUGGUCUAAAACAAUCCCCAAAUUGGACAAGCGUCUUUGGCGGUUAAAUAUUGGGCCAGAUGCGGGUGAAAGUUGGGAAUAUCUCAGUAACGAAGAGGAAGCCAAAGCGCGUCCUCUAAGCUUUGCAGAGAAGUAUUUUCUUGGUCUGGAUUUGGAAGACGCCCCGAAAUUCCAGCCAGCAAAGACCCCUUUGGAAAGUGCUGUUCAUGGGUAUGAAUUUUUUCGACGUCUGCAACUGAAUGACGGGCACUGGGCUAGCCCUUAUGAAGGGCCGAUGUUUCUACUUCCGGGUAUUGUCUUUUCGUUUUACAUUACACAAACUCCUUUUCCAAGGGGAUGGCCAGAAGAAAUAACUCAGUACUUAGUAAAUCAUACAAACGAUGACGGAGGUUGGGGAAUUCAUACGGAGGGUGCAUCUACAGUAUUUGGUACAUCCUUAAAUUAUACCGUACUUCGUAUUCUAGGCAUGAAGCGGGAUCAUCCCAUUGCUGUCAGAGCUCGGGCUUGUUUACAUAAACUUGGGGGUGCUAUUGCUAAUCCGCAUUGGGGGAAGUUUUGGUUAGCUACGCUCAACUGUUACGACUGGAAAGGUAUGAACCCAAUUCCGCCUGAACUAUGGCUUUUACCGGAUUGGGUUCCAAUUCACCCAGGAAAAUGGUGGUGCCACGUUCGACAAGUUUAUUUACCAAUGGGUUAUUUAUAUGGAGAGCAAUUAUCUUGUCCUAUCAACACCCUUAUUCGUGAACUUCGUGAAGAACUAUAUGUGGAUGAUUAUAAGUCAAUCGAUUUUUCCAAGCAUAGAAACACUGUUUGUGAAAGUGAUUUGUAUCAUCCACAUACGACGAUUUUGAAUUCUUUGAACUGGCUAAUGGAUAAGUAUUUUACGUUUCUUCGCCCACAAUGGAUGAGAAAGCUAGGCACAAAGAAAGCAUACCAAUUAAUCCAAAUUGAAAACGAAAAUACAGAUUAUGCUUGUUUGGGUCCUGUGAAUGCGGCGAUGAAUACUUUAUGCGUUUACUAUCAGGAAGGACCAAGUAGCAAAGCAUUUCAAAAAAUUAUUCGGCGCUUGCAUGAAUUUAUGUGGGUUCAACCAGAGGGAAUGCUAAUGCGGGGGACUAACGGACUUCAAGUAUGGGAGGCAUCCUUUACAUUGAGUGCGCUAGCUGAUUCCAGGUUGUAUGAAUCAAAGAUAUAUCGAAAAGAUAUGAUUAAUGCUUUAAAAUUUUUGGAUAGACAACAGAUACGAAAUGAGUAUGCAGGAAAAGGGUACAGGCACAAUAGCAAAGGUGCAUGGCCUUUUAGCAACAUCACACAGGGUUACACAGUUUCAGACACAACUUCAGAGGCUUUGCGCGCUGUAUUGACCGUACAGUCUCUCCCUGAAUUUGAGAAACCAGUAAGCCUUUCUCGAUUAAAGGAAGCAGUUGAUGUUUUAUUGCUUAUGCAAAAUAAAAACUUUGGGUUUGCUUCUUAUGAACCGGUAAGAGCAGGUGAAUGGUUGGAACAUUUGAAUCCUGCUGAGGUUUUUGGCAAGAUCAUGGUUGAAUACUCCUACCCUGAAUGUACAACUUCUGUGGUCCUUGCUUUGCGAGAGUUUACUCGUUAUGAUGAUUCUUACCGUCGUGAAGAAAUUGAGCAAACAAUUCAAGAUGCAUUAUCAUUUGUAAUUAACUCUCAACAACCUGAUGGCAGCUGGUAUGGCAGUUGGGCUAUUUGUUUUACUUAUGCAGCAAUGUUUGCAACCGAUUCUUUAGCUACGGUUGGUAGAUGCUUUGAAAAUUGUGAUAUACAAAGGAAGGCUUGUGAGUUUCUUUUAUCUAAACAGAGGUCCGAUGGAGGCUGGAGUGAAAGCUACAUGGCAUGUGUCACUGGAUAUUACACCGAAACAGAUUCUAGUCUGGUAACGCAAACCAGUUGGGCUUUGUUAGCUUUAAUGCAUGCCAAGUACCCACACAGAAAACCAAUUGAAAGAGGGAUCCAAUUCAUCAUGAAAUCACAAGCUGGCGAUGGAAGCUGGAAACAAAAAUCAAUUGAAGGAAUUUUUAACAAGUCUGUAGCUAUUGCUUACCCGAACUACAAAUUUUAUUUUUCUAUUCACGCUCUAGGGUUGUUUGCACGACAGUAUGGAAAUUACAUUUCCGAAUAUUAA